UCUUGCAUGUAAUCAUGUGGAAACCAUCAACUUCCCCCGCCUUCCUCACUCCUUCAAGUAAAGCGCCAGUGUGAAGGAAACGUCAUCAUUCUUCAGAUGGAGCUGUCCGCGGUACUGAAUUCCUGGCUAUCGGACUGACACGAGACAAGGAGAGUAGGGCGCGAUCAACAGAUGGGCUGAUAGAACCCGUGUUCUCCGUGCUUCCAAAAGACUGCAAGGAAAAGUCUGUUUCUUUUUCUUUUGCAUAGAUCAGAAAACAUUGCGCUGCUUUCACCUAAGUAUCUACAAUCAUUCCUUCUCGGUCAACGGGCACCAAUAAUGUUUCUUCUGCAGAUCUAAACACAUAGCAAAAAAGAAGACCCUUACACGUGGACUUUUUGUGUUCUCUUUUCUUUUCCAUUCCUUGCGCUUCUAUCGCCGUUCUCCUCCGGUUAUCUGGUUUUUGGACCCUUCAUAAUCUCGUCCCAAAAUGGAAAAUAUGUUACCUGCCCAAGAGGCAGCCAAAAUCUACCACACCAAUUACGUGAGGAACUCCCGGGCGAUUGGCGUGCUGUGGGCGAUAUUAACCAUCUGCUUCGCCAUCAUCGCAGUGGAGGUCUUCAUUCAGCCCUACUGGAUCGGGGACAGCGUCGACACCCCCCAGGCCGGUUACUUCGGCCUCUUCCACUACUGUAUAGGAAACGCGCUGACCUCGGAGCUGAUCUGCAAGGGGAGCGUCCUUGACUUCGGCUCCAUCCCGUCCGCAGCUUUCAAGACUGCUAUGUUCUUCGUUGGGAUCUCCAUGUUGUUGAUCAUGGGCACGAUCGUCUGCUUUACCCUAUUCUUCUUCUGCAACAGCGGCAGCGUUUACAAGAUAUGUGCCUGGAUGCAACUCGCGUCUUCUGUCUGCAUGGUGAUGGGCUGCAUGAUCUACCCCGAUGGCUGGGACUCGGAGGAGGUGAAGCGGAUGUGCGGACAGCGGACAGACAAGUACACGCUGGGGAACUGCACGGUGCGCUGGGCCUACAUCCUGGCCAUCAUCAGCAUCCUGGAUGAGCUCAUCCUCUCCUUCCUAGCCUUCGUACUGGGCAACCGGCAGGACAAACUGCUGCCCGAGGACUUCCAGGUGGAGGGAAAAGUUCAUGCAUGAAGCCCUUGACUAAAAAACCACCCCUUACG
Molecule: messenger RNA, 1158 nt
Organism: Megalops cyprinoides (Indo-Pacific tarpon)
Lineage: Eukaryota; Metazoa; Chordata; Actinopteri; Elopiformes; Megalopidae
Product: LHFPL tetraspan subfamily member 5 protein-like
Exons: 3
Coding region: 470-1129 (219 amino acids)
Biological process (GO): detection of mechanical stimulus involved in sensory perception; sensory perception of sound
Cellular component (GO): plasma membrane
Source: RefSeq, a predicted model, not a curated record